CCGGUGAGUUCAAAUCCGGACGCGAUCAUCUUCUUUCUUCUUCUUAUCCCCUAGCUAGCUGCUGCAAGCCGUGCCCACCACUUGGCUUCGGCUUUGACUUUGUGGGAUCGAGUCAUCGCUAGCGAUCGAGGCCGUCCCCGUGCCACUCUCUCCUAAAUUAAUCAAUCCUCCAAGUAUACGCGUCUAUGUACAGAUCGACGACGUCCCUACGCGUGCGUAUAUAUUAGGGUUGCCGGACCGGCCUGCCACUUCCAAAAGUCAACCCCAUCCGGAGCGAGCUCAGCUGCACGCGUCCUCCUCCUCCCCUCACUUGGUCAAACCAAGCGCUCCAUCGAGCUCAACGCCGCGGUCGUCGUUCAUGUGCGCCGUGCAGCCGCGGCGCAUGGAGCACCUCAACGACUGGGACCUGCAGGCCGUCGUGAGGAGCUGCGGCACCUUAGUCCCCUCCUCCCACCCCGAAGUCGACCGUGCCGGCCCUCCUCCUCCUCCUUCCGAGGCGCCAGCGACGAUCAAACGGGAGCCGCGCGAGAUGGUGCGAGGACCGGUGGCGGCCAAGGACGCGUCGCUGUACGACCUGGAGUACCUGGACUUGGAUCGCAAGCCCUUCCUGAUGUCCGCCGCGCCGUCCUCGCAGCCAUGGGCUACGGCAGCGGACGACCGCCACGAGGUGAUGAUCUCGUUCCCCUCCGCGGCGUCCACGUCCGGCUCUCGGCCGCGCCUGCCGCCUGGGCGGAAGCCCGGCAUGCGCACCACCACCCCGCGGCCCAAACGAAGCAAGAAGAGCCAGCUGAAGAAGGUGGUGUGCGAGGUGCCGGUGGCCGACGGGGGCGUCUCCUCCGACCUCUGGGCGUGGCGCAAGUACGGCCAAAAGCCCAUCAAAGGAUCGCCUUAUCCCCGGGGGUACUACAAGUGCAGCAGCAUGAAGGGAUGCAUGGCCCGGAAGCUGGUGGAGCGCAGCCCGGCCAAGCCCGGCGUGCUCGUCAUCACGUACAUGGCCGAGCACUGCCACCCCGUGCCGACGCAGAUCAACGCGCUCGCCGGCACCACCCGCCACAAGUCCACCCCGGCGGAGGACCACCCGACGACGUCGCCCAACAGCCAAACCAAAGACGGCGGCAACGCCCACGGGGCGGCGGUGAAGUGCGAGGACGAAAGCAACGAGACGUCGGCGAUGGCUGUGGACUGUAGCGCCGACGACGCAGCGGCGGAUGACGAUAGCGAGUUCUGGCCGGCAGGACUGGACCUGGACGAGUUCUUGGCGCCCGUGGACGGCGACCUGGAUCAGGUUUUCGAGGAAGACGACGUCCUGGGACGACGUCUCUCGCUUUAGCUGGAGAGAUAAGUGUAGCUAUAACUUAUAUAGAAUUGACAACUUUUUGCCGUUUUUGCUCACCUAUUUGCGAGGGAGGGGUCACAAAGCAAGCAGUAUAGGCAUUUUGGGUGUGCGUGUGUAUGAUUUUGUCAUGGUCCCUCUCAACAGCAAUUGAAGAUUUCUUUUCUUCUGUCUGCU
This is a messenger RNA of Lolium perenne, 1510 nucleotides long. RefSeq names its product WRKY transcription factor 22. The record is from RefSeq and is a predicted model, not a curated record. Gene Ontology annotation, biological process: regulation of DNA-templated transcription. Lineage: Eukaryota; Viridiplantae; Streptophyta; Magnoliopsida; Poales; Poaceae. Gene Ontology annotation, cellular component: nucleus. Gene Ontology annotation, molecular function: transcription cis-regulatory region binding; DNA-binding transcription factor activity.